Angiostrongylus costaricensis is the source of this 312-nucleotide messenger RNA. Lineage: Eukaryota; Metazoa; Nematoda; Chromadorea; Rhabditida; Metastrongylidae. The record is from the annotation of a GenBank genome assembly.
UUGAAGCGCUACUUAUCUCGUCUUGUAAUUGUGGAGAAGGAUUUUCGUGGUGGCUACUUUGCUUCGAUUCGCUUUGGUUGUCGAACAUUCGUGUGCCAGCCGUUUAGCGGAGAGCCCCGUCUCAAGAUCUCGACAGGUGACGAAUAUGUGGUUACACGUGGUCAACGAGGUUGGAUCUAUGGUUACAAAAAGGAUAAUGAAAAACUUAAGGGAUGGGUUCCACGUGUUUGCGUCCGAUUCACUGAUAAUUAUCCCUUUCAAAGACAAGUCGAGGAGUCAUCUUCUGUCAGCGACAGUACCUCAAAGUCUUAA